Molecule: messenger RNA, 1148 nt
Organism: Dichomitus squalens LYAD-421 SS1
Lineage: Eukaryota; Fungi; Basidiomycota; Agaricomycetes; Polyporales; Polyporaceae
Product: endo-polygalacturonase PG1
Exons: 14
Coding region: 1-1101 (366 amino acids)
Biological process (GO): pectin catabolic process
Cellular component (GO): extracellular region
Molecular function (GO): polygalacturonase activity
Source: RefSeq, a predicted model, not a curated record
AUGUCCUCUGUCCUCCGCCUUGCCGCACUUCUUGCAUUGGCGCGUGCCAUCGUGGCUGCCCCCACUGCUAGCAACUGCACGGGAACGAUUGCCUCGCUCGACGACGUUGACGAUGCGGUCAAGUGCACCACCGUGGUCAUCAACUCGUUCACGGUCCCUGCUGGCGAGACGUUCAACCUCGAGCUCGCGGACGGUACCACUGUCAACAUGGAGGGCGACGUGACCUUCGCCUUCAAGGAGUGGGACGGACCCCUCUUCCAAGUUAGCGGCAAAGACAUCACCUUCAACGGCAAUGGCCACACCUUUGAUGGAAACGGCCCUGACUACUGGGACGGACAGGGUGGCAACGGAGGCGUCACCAAGCCUGCGCCCAUGAUGAAGAUCAAAAUAUCCGGUACCUAUUCCAACGUCAAGGUCCUAAACUCUCCAGCACGCGUGUACAGCGUCUCGAACCCUGCCGCGUUGACAAUGUCUUCCUUGACGAUCGACGACUCCGCUGGAGACGCGCCUAACUCGAAGAGUGAUGGAAAGGCCGCAGGCCACAACACGGACGGGUUUGAUGUCAGCACAACGGACCUGGUCAUCGAGAACAGCACGAUUCAUAACCAGGACGACUGCCUUGCGAUCAACAAGGGUAGCAACAUCGUCUUUCAGGGCAACACCUGCAUUGGAGGACACGGCAUUUCAGUAGGCUCAAUCAGCUCGAGUGUCACUGUCUCCGGGAUCACCAUCCAGAACAACGUCAUCCAGGACAACGACCAAGCACUCCGUAUCAAGACUGAUGCGUCCGCGACGGGCUCGACCGUAACCAACAUCACCUACUCGGGUAACACAGGAACUGGUCUUCGUCAGUUCGGUGUCCUCAUCGACCAGAGCUACCCGGACACCCUCGGUACUCCCGGUACCGGAGUGAAGCUUUCGGGCGUCAACUUCGUCGGCAGCACCAACAGCCUCAGCGUGAACAGCGAUGCUCAACGUGUAGCCGUUAACUGCGGUGUCGGAUCCUGCACCGGCACCUGGGACUGGUCCGCGCUGAAAGUGACGGGAGGCUCUGCCGGACCAAUCACGAACUUCAACGGCAUCGAGAACUUCAGCCAGUGAAGGGAUGAGUGGUAUAUUGGUAUCGUCUCCCUGCUUUCUACCCUUGG